This is a messenger RNA of Porites lobata, 1051 nucleotides long. NCBI's taxonomy places the organism in Eukaryota, Metazoa, Cnidaria, Anthozoa, Scleractinia, Poritidae. The record is from the annotation of a GenBank genome assembly.
AUGUUAAUAACAUGGGGGGUAUCAAGUCUGCAGAGUGUGACAGUUUGUCUAGGAAAUUUGGCUGUGGUGUAUAGAAAGAGACAUCUGGAUCAGUGCUUGCCACAUACCCGGCUCUACCAAUGUAGAUGCUGACACUGAAUCUAGGAAAAUUAACAAUUCAACUGAAUGGUCUUUAAACAUGGACGUCUUUUCAGACUUGGAUAAACUGUGGGGCCCUUUUCAAAUCGACCUGUUUGCAUGCAGACUUAAUUUUAAAGUUCCCAGUUAUGUGUCAUGGAAACCUGACCCUGGUGCUCAAUAUGUCAAUGCAUUUUUCAUGAGUUGGAAGGAGUACUAUUUCUAUGCUUUCCCCCCUUUUAGUGUUAUAGCAGCCUGCCUACAGAAAAUAGGGCAAGAUCAAGCAACUGAUGUCCUUCUCGUUCCUGUUUGGCAGACACAACCUUGGUUCACCCCUCUCCUUCACCUAUUAGUAGACAAUCCCCCAGUCGACUCAUCGGUUGACACAACCACACAACCAUGCCUUACAUCCUCUUCGACGACAGUUGAGACUGAUGGCUUGCAUGGUAUCCGGGAAAGUCUCCAGCAGAGAAAUGUUUCAGGCAAGGCUACAGCAAUCAUCCUCAAGUCCUGGUCUGACGGAACACAAAAACAGUACAAACCAUACAUCAAACAGUGGAUGGACUUUUGUAGUGAAUGGAAGACUGAUCCCUAUGAUCCACCUGUAACCGUUGUUUUAGAAUUCCUCGUUAGCCUCCAUGAAAAGGGAUUGACUUACACCACCAUCAAUACUGCCAGGAGUGCCGUAUCAGCAGUUACUAUACCCAAGAGUAACAUGACUGUGGGCAGUCACCCACUUGUUCCCAGGUUUAUGAAUGGUGUUUACAAGGAUUCUCCGCCAACUCCACGCCACCGGUCAACAUGGGAUGUAAAGCCUGUCCUAACUUAUCUUUCCUCCCUUCACCCUCCAGAGAAGCUUGAUUUAAAAUCACUCACUCUAAAGCUGGUUAUGCUGAUAGCCCUGGUCUCUGCACAAAGGGGACAAUGUUUUUAA